UGGUUUCGUGUCAAUAAAAUAAAUAAACACAUCUGUUGCUUGUUAUAAGAUACUCUGCAGCGUUUUACAACGAUUUACGGUAGUUUAAUUUGCAGGGGGCGGGGCUACGUGCUACUCUCAUUGUGACCGCGGAUCCCUUCAGAUUCGGGUGUCAGCGCCGCUCCGCCGCUCAAAGCUCCCAGAAGCCCUGCUGCCUCCCCUCUCCCCUCGUUUCAGACAAAAAGCUGGACCCGCCCCAACAGACCCUUCACCGUGGAAACAGUUGGGUUCAAUAAUCAGUGAAGGCAGCUCUUAAUCUCAGAUCCAACAGCAGGCCGGUCCCUCCUACCCAAGUUCUUUUCCCCCCGGAGGCAGGCAUGGCAGACGGCAGGCAGCCAGACGAGCACUGGACCGCCAACGGCCAGGAGAACGGCGAGAACGGCUAUUCCUCCUACAGUUAUCGGGAGAAUGGGUACCACGGCGGGGCGGCUGCUGGCACAACAGCGGAUGACUCAGCCAAUUUGCCUCCCUCCCCUCCCCCCUCUCCAUCCGCCGAGCAGACCGGGCCCGUGGCACAAGAGGGUAAAGUAGAGGUUGUCCGUCAACCGCAUGAUGAAAAGGCUGGCGCUAACCAGGAGGAAGUGGAAAGUGAGCAGCCAGGAAACAGUCUUCUAAAAGAAAGAGAUUCUUUAACACAGAGCCAGGAUUUGGGCUUCAAACAAGCCCAGAUACCUGAUAUCUUCAACGGAGGAAGCCACGCACACAGCCCGUCAAAUCAAGCCCAGCCAGAGGAGAGUACCAGCAAUGCACCAAUAACAGAAGAUGAACAUCAUGUGAAAGAAGCGGAAAAAUCUGCCUCGAAUAAACCUCCUCUUCCCUCGGUUAAAGAGAAAGAUCCCUCUGACGUUGCUCCAAGUGAACAGGCUAAAGAAGCAAGAGAUAAUCCAUCAGAAGAGGAAACUGAAGAUCAUAUGCAGUCAAAGGAGAAAGAGUUUGAUGAAUCAGGACUAGCACACAACUUAUCUUACCCUGGCGCAACAGACAAAAUGGACAUUACCAAACAAAACCAAUCAGUAGACCCUAAGACUGAAAUCACGGAACCAACAAGAACAGCUCUUUUGCCAAGGAAAGAUGACCAAAACAGUUCUUUUAGAGGGGACUACCUGCUUGAAGAAAAAGACAAGACCAUUCAAGGACAGGAAGCCGCAUCGGAUGUGUAUGUUAAAGAUAUUGCAGAAUCCAAGAACUACUUUGAGACAUCCACAAAAAGCAAAGACGAUGUGCUGCCACAAAGCUAUUAUGAGUUCAGCCCAAUGGACAAUACCAAGUCGAGUGAGAAUAUUCCAUCUUUUGGGACAAAAACAGAAGAAGAACAGGACAAAAGUCAGACAACACCUGGUGAAACAUUAGUUGAACACACAAGUCUUUCUUGCAACAUUAAUGAUGGAUCUUUAGUAGAGGGCAAAGUGACGGAAAAUGAUUCAAAAACCUCAGAAGGUUUAUGUUCCAUUAGUGGAAGCUUUAAUGUUGUAGAAGAUUCUCCAUUAACUCCAUUUGUGGAGAGUCUGUUGUCCAGUUUGCCUCCUGAGGUAUCCAUCACUCCAAGCUCUACCAGAUCCCCCAAGCAUGUCCCAACAAGGACAGAAACUGCUCUUGAAAAGGAUUCCUCCAGUUUCACUCAACCUGGAAGUCUAUCUAAUAUGUUGGACUUGGCUGGAGCUUUGCCUCAACCUUUAUCUGGAAUGGCAGGAGUUGACUACGUGAGACGAAAAUCAGUGCCUGCCAACGUAUCACUGCUGUCUGGCAGUUCUUUGGUUGAGUUCUCUUUGGCAGGUGAAACAUCAACAGUGCCGUCCGAAAAGCAGCAGUUUGAAGAACUUGGCUAUUGUGUGUUUAGUGAAUAUUCGGCCCCCAUGCCUUCUCCUGCUGAUAUCCCCAAUCCUGGAGACUCUCAACACCAGCAUUUUCCUUCACUGGAGGCUAAAGUAGAGGAGGAAGCUCAUAAAGAGAUACAAGCUGAUCCCAAACUAUUUGCCUCUGAGAUCUAUCAGAAAACAAUACUAGACAAGAUAGAUUCACCAAAAAAAACUUUGAUUCUUGAACGAGCCGUAACAAGUGGAAUAAAACCAGAUCGCCUGAGAAUCCCAAUGACAACAUCUAAAGACAGACUGACUGAGUUUCGUCUGGAGACUGGCUUACCAGGGGACAUCAAAAUCCAACCAAUCCCUGAAGUAGAUAUUGAAAAAGAUCCCUCUAGAGAGGCUUCUCCCAUACCACCAGACAACUCUUUUACUUUUAUUCCUAUGGAAAUUGGAAGCAAAAGUCCACUGACUCCCAGCACUCCCAAAUCUCCAACUGAGUUAGCAUUUGAAGCUCAAUUCAUAGGAGAAAGGAGAAUGACAGAUGAAUUACCAGAGGGAAAUUCUGAAAGGGGUGAUGGGACAGCAAAUUUAGAGGAAGGUAUAAGUAAACCUGAUGCUAGUUUAGAAGAUUUACAAGACAAAAAUGAUGGAGGGGUGAGCAUCCCAAGACCUGCAUCUUCUCAGCUAUUACAGGAUACCUCCGGUGAAAAAGAUAAAAUCUCUCUAAAGGUAUUGACAAACCAAGACGCUUUGAAUCCUGUUCCUCAGUUAAUCCUUGAAAAUCCUUCAGAUGACAAAGAUGAUCAACUCCAAUUAGGGGAAGCAACUCCAAAAGGCUCACCUAAACCACAAAUGUCAUCUCCCAUGAUUAUAAUACCCCAAGCACAAGUAGAUGAAGAAGUAGAUGAAGAGGAUGAUGUUGAGUUAGCUGAAGAGCCUCAAGAGAUAUUUGAAGAAGGUGAGUUUUUGUGUCAUAAUACAGAUCAAGGUGAGAAUCUUCAUCCUCCUCAAAGAAAAGAGGUGGUGAUGCUUACAGUGGGUGAUGAGAUGCAGGAAGAUGACCUCCGAUCUGGAGCAGAAGACUGGAGCCAUAGUGCCCAAAACAGUGAUUAUGGAGAGCAGGCAACUGAUAGCUCCCACUUAUCUCCUUGCUCUGACCAUGAUCUACCACAGCAGACUGAAGACAGGGAUGACGAGGAAGACCUGGAAGUAGACAAAGUUGACAACUUACUAAUGAAAAAGGUGGAACAACCUAAAGAGGGUGAAGAAGGAACAGAGAAAAACCAAAGUAGGCUUGAAGACAAUAAGAAACCAGGCAAAACUGAAGAUGAGAACAAGAAAGAAUGGAUGAAAGAAGAGAACAAGACCGGUCUGGAAGAAAUCAGUCAGGCAGCUGAUGAUGAAACCACCAUGGAUGUGUCCAUUCUUGAUACAGACAGUUGCUGGAUGGACUCACAAGAUGAUGACAAAAGUAUCGUGAUCGAGCAAGUUGAAGUCGUUCCUCCAACCCGGUUUUUAACCAGCACACCAGCGGUGGGGGUGGACAGGGCUGGUAAAAGGGGGAGCAGAGGAAGGGGUCGUCCUGCUACCACUGAUUUUAAAGUGACUCGCAGAACACCAAUCCUACAUCCACCGAAAGAGGAGACAAAGAAGAAAAAAGUAGGCGUAAGGAGGGCUGACCAGAAUAAGGUGUCAGCCCUUCAAAGUCGCUCUCCAUCUCGAAAGAGUGGAGCCAAAGUGGCGACCAGACAUCCUAGGCCUCUGCUUCACAGUUCUGCUAGACACAAGGCCACAGGUGGAGAGCACCACCAUCCCCUCAGUGUGGCCCAACAACCCAGGGAACGACCUACUGAGAGAACAUACCGAAGCCCGGAGAAGAGGUCAUCCCUACCCAGGCCGGCCAAGUCGCUGACUCGCCACAUCCCUGCUUCUGAACAAGAAGACAACGGCACCCCUUCCAGGCCAACCUCAAUCCGAACAGAACCCAGAGGGGACAACAGAUCUGGAAGAGCCUCUAGUGUGGCAGGCACAGACUCGGCCCGCUCGCGCUCGGCCCGCAGUGGCGCCUCCACCCCGGGCGCCGUCACGCCCGGCACACCCCCCAGCUACUCCUGCCGCACACCAGGGUCCCGCACACCCGGCAGCCACACACCCAAGUCCUUCAGCGUCUUGCAGGAGAAGAAGGUGGCGGUGAUCCGAACCCCUCCGAAGUCUCCAUCCUCAGUCCAGCGGCAGCUCAAAGUCAUCAACCAGCCCCUACCGGACCUGAAGAACGUCAAGUCCAAGAUUGGGUCCACCUCUAACCUUAAGCAUCAGCCGAAGGGCGGACAGGUCAUGAUUCCAAGCGUUAAGCUGGACUUUAGCCACGUUCAGGCCAAAUGUGGCUCCCUGGACAAAGUUAACUACACUGCAAGCGGGGGAAACGUUCAAAUCCAGUCCAAGAAGAUUGACUUGAGCCACAUCACGUCCAAAUGUGGCUCCAUGUCCAACAUUCACCACAGACCAGGAGGAGGUAACGUGCGCAUCGAAAAUGUCAAACUGGACUUUAAAGACAAAGCACAUGCCAAGGUGGGAUCCCUGGACAACGCCACCCACACUCCAGGAGGGGGAAACAUUGUGAUUGAGAGCCACAAGCUGUCCUUCCGGGAGACGGCCAAGGCCCGCGUCGACCACGGCGCAGAGAUCAUCAUCACCCAUUCCCCCGGGAUGGAGACAGGAGGAACUUCUCCCCGCCUGUCGUCUGCCGGCAGCAUCAACAUGAUGGAUUCGCCGCAGCUCUCCACCCUGGCGCAGGACGUCACGGCCGCCCUCGCAAAGCAGGGCUUGUGAGCAUACGAGAAAAUAACAACCUUAAAAAAGAAAAAAAGAAAAAAAACACAGUUACCCCCCUCCUUCCAUCACCUUCAUAAGAAUCCAGUGUUUUCCCAUGGUGCUUGAACGCAACACAACCCCACGACUACAGUUGAGUUUAGUCCGAUUCUAAAAAACUCUUUAAAGUUGGGAUACCUCCUUUAUUUUAUUUUAUUUUAUUCAGUAUUCGUUUAAAGUAAGAAAAAAAAAGUUCUGAUUGUCUCAGAAAGCGGUUUUUACGAUUGUAAACUGAUAUGGUGGGGAAACCACGCGAGUGCUAGGUUCCCAACGAGCGCUUGACCUUAAAGAUGCAGCCGCUCACGCGUGUGGUGAAGCCGACAUGAGUUCCCUCUGGUUGGCUUUUAAUGUUGCGAACUGUAUUCCCGUUUUCUGUAAAUGUCACUCUAGUGUUGCGGUUUUGGACAUCCUGCGCGGCUGCUCUGGCCUGUUAGCGCUUCGAUGUGGAUAACCAUUUCAUUUUAAGUCAAGUAAAGUGCUAAGCAGCUAGCUUUCCAAUAGAUGUUUGUUUUGUUUUUUUUGGUAGCGAUUCCUUUCCAGCUGACUGUUUCUGUACGAUGUAGCGGUUUUUAGUUUCACGAGGCUCUUUACACUGUUGUGCGGGCAUGGCAAAGGCAGCUUUCGCGAUCUUUUUCGCUGCGUUCUGUUGUCGUGAACGGCCAGAGGUGUGUUCGAGUGUCUGGAUUGUUCGAUGUGUUCAAUCGAGGAGUAAAUAUGUUUGUCAGAAAAGCAAGAAAAGUGAGAAGCUUUAUACGAAACAUUCCAGUUGAUUGAGCCGAUGCGGCUUUUUUGUCUUUUUUUUUUUUCGGCAGGAAGUAAAAGGGAUGAUAAACUUACUAUUAAGAUUUUUUUUUUAUAAGAAAAAAAAGAAACUUGCAUUUUCUCCGCUAACUAUGUGGAAACCUGCUGCCCCUCCCCUCUCAGUCUUCCUUCCAGUGUUUUUCCGUGCUACCCCUCCCCCUGCUCCCUUUUUGCCUGUGUAAAUGUAUUUAAGCCACCAAGUAGACAUGUGUGCAAACUUUCCAAUGCUGAUGACAAACGCUCCUACAGGAUGAAACCAUCAAUAAAGAAAAUGAAAAAAAG
This is a messenger RNA of Oryzias latipes (Japanese medaka), 5792 nucleotides long. The record is from RefSeq and is a predicted model, not a curated record. Lineage: Eukaryota; Metazoa; Chordata; Actinopteri; Beloniformes; Adrianichthyidae.